Molecule: messenger RNA, 971 nt
Organism: Drosophila kikkawai
Lineage: Eukaryota; Metazoa; Arthropoda; Insecta; Diptera; Drosophilidae
Product: calaxin-like
Molecular function (GO): calcium ion binding
Source: RefSeq, a predicted model, not a curated record
GCCAAGAGAAUCAUUAUAACAUAUAUAACAUACAUAUACCAAAUUGUUGAAGUCACAUUAAAAUAUUGAACAUCAGAAACUAGCAAACUAACCUUUUCCGAUCGCAUGUAAUAAAAUUUACUUUGGUUUUUUUUUUUAGUUAAUAAAUAUAAGCCUGCAGGACACUGCAAAAGUAAAUAAAAGAGAAUUAAGACAAUGGAAAAUCUAGAUACGACCUUAAGCAGAAUGGAGAAUAGUCGUUUUAUCGCCCGUUAUAGCAGCGCAAUCAGAGAGAUGGCAGCCAAUUUGAAAAUGUCCCUCCUGGAAAUCACCUGUCUGGUACUCGUUUAUUACAAGUUCGUUAAGUGCCAAGGACCCUCGGCCAAAAUGAUGAGGAAAAAUCAGUUCUAUGCGCUAUACCUGGUCCUCUUUGACGUGACCGAUAUCCAGACCAUCGAGCGCAGUUUGUUUGCCGUCACAAAGGAUAUGAAGUUCGUGAGUCCCGAGGCCUGGGUUCAGAUCUUUAAUCUCUAUACAACGGAUGACAUCAAUGUGCGUAUGCGCUUUGCCUUCGAAGUAUAUAACACUAAGGGCACUGGAGUCAUCGAUCGCGAACAGGUUGGCUUUGCCUGCGAUAAGUUCUUUGAGGGCGAAGACGAAGAUGAACUGAAUGAGCUCAAAGCGGACAUGAUUGAGUUUCUCAUGAAGAAGUUCGACGUGGACAAGGAUGGAGUUAUUUCCUUCGAGGACUAUUCAUCGGUUGUGAUCAAGCAGCCAAUUUUGGUCGACUUCUUGGGCUGGUUAUUUCCGUCUAAGUAUGAUUUGCAGCUAAUGGCUCACGUCGUCAACUUUGAUUCCAUACUGAAUGUUCAAGACUCGAAGUGAAUAUUUGUACCUUAAAAUCAUCUUUAUCAGAUAUUUUCAAAGCUUUGAAUGAAAUGAAAACAUAAAAUUUAAUAAAACCCCUAAAAGAGGGGCGUUAUAUUUUAAAA